This is a messenger RNA of Catharus ustulatus (Swainson's thrush), 2704 nucleotides long. Its product is annotated as zinc finger protein 883-like. The transcript is spliced from 2 exons. Gene Ontology annotation, molecular function: RNA polymerase II cis-regulatory region sequence-specific DNA binding; DNA-binding transcription factor activity, RNA polymerase II-specific. Bases 43 to 1707 code for a protein of 554 amino acids. NCBI's taxonomy places the organism in Eukaryota, Metazoa, Chordata, Aves, Passeriformes, Turdidae. The record is from RefSeq and is a predicted model, not a curated record. Gene Ontology annotation, cellular component: nucleus. Gene Ontology annotation, biological process: regulation of transcription by RNA polymerase II.
GGCUCCGGGAGGGGUUUUUUUUGUGAGACAGGGGAUGUUUGGAUGUGGCAGGAGCCCAAAGGCGAGCCCGAAAUGGCCCUGCAGGGAUCUUGGCGGGUCCCACGUGGCGAUGGCCCGGGAGCGGCGGGGAGGGGGCGAUCUCGGCUCUGGGCAUCGCCGGCAGAGCCGGGGGGGAAGGCGGGAGCCCCGGAGCGGGGAGAGCGCCCAGGGCCGAUCCCGGAGCCGGGGCACCCCCGGCAGCCUGGAGGGCUGCGGGAGCUCGGUGAUGAGCGGGCUCCGGGCCCCCCGAGGCUGAAAGGGGCGCUGACUUCUCCAGCUGCCCUUGGCCAGCGGCACCAGCGAACCCAACGCGCUCAGCCCUUGUUUUCCUCCCCAAAGCAGCAUUUCCCAAACCUCGGCACCGAGGAGGAGGAGGAGGCCGUGAGGAAGAAGAGGAGGAUGGCCCUGGUGCUACAGGCAGAGCAGGAGCUGAACACGGACAGCAGCGAGGACGAAUCCCCGCGGCAGAACCUCGUGCAAGAGGCUGUUGGCAGCGGCUCCACGGCGCAGGAACGCAACGGGGAGGAAAAGCCCCGCAGAUCCCGCACCAGGAGGGGCUGCAAACGCACAGCCUGGGGAUCCCAGCAGGAAAGAGCCAGCCCGGGCCGGGGAGGCGGCCGCAGCUCGGAGCUGGGGCUCCAGGAGCAGCUUCAUGAUGGGGAGAAGCCCCACAAGUGCUCAGAAUGUGGGAAGAGAUUCAGGACGCGAUGGGAGCUGAUUCAACACCAGAGAAUCCACACUGGGGAACGGCCCUACGAGUGUGAGGAGUGUGGGAAGAGAUUCACGGUGAGCUCAAACUUGAAACAACACCAGAGGAGCCACACUGGGGAGAGGCCCUACGAGUGUGAUAAAUGCAAGAAGAGGUUUCAGACCAGCUCCAGUCUCCGCCUGCACUAUCGCACUCACACAGAGGAGAGGCCGUAUGAGUGCCCCGACUGCGGGAAGGGAUUCAAGCUAAAUGCACACCUCAUCAACCACCGGCUCAUCCACACCGGGGAGAGGCCCUAUGAGUGUGAUAAAUGCAGGAAGAGUUUUAUGAGAAGCACCGAUCUGCUCACACACUAUCGCUGUCACACAGGGGAACGUCCGUAUGAGUGUUGGCAGUGUGGGAAGGGAUUCACCCAGAAAUCAAACCUGACCAAACACCAGAAGAGCCACACUGGAGAGCAGCCCACCGAGUGUGAGGUAUGUGGGAAGAGCUUCAAAGACAGCUCACACCUGUACCAACACCAGAGAAUCCACACUGGGGAGAUGCCCUACGAGUGUGAUAAAUGCAGGAAAAGGUUUCUGACCAGCUCCAAUCUCCUCAAGCACUAUCGCACUCACCUUGAUGAGAGGCCUUAUGAGUGCCACGACUGCGGGAAGGGCUUUAAGAAAAACUCACAACUCAUCCAACACCAGCGCACCCAUACAGGGGAGAGGCCCUAUGAGUGUGAUAAAUGCAGGAAGAGUUUUCAGACCAGCUCCUGUCUCCUCAAGCACUAUCGCAUUCACACCAAUGAACGACCAUACCACUGCCCCUACUGCGGGAAGGGCUUCAAGCAAAACUCACACCUUGUCAGGCACCAACUCAUGCACACCGGGGAGAGGCCCUACGAAUGUGCUGAGUGUGGGAAGCGCUUCUCCUGUAGCUCUAAUUUGACCCAACACCAACGGAGGCUCCACUGAGGGAAGCCCUGCGAGUGUCCCGAGUACGGGAAGAGCUUCGUGCGCUGCUCCAGCUCCAUCCCCCAUGGCAGGAUCCGCGCUGGAUGAUCCCCAGUGAGCCCCGGUGGGCAGAGCCCCGCUGAGCCCUGGUGCCUCUGAUCCAUGUUGGGAACACACCUGGCUGGGGGCUCCACGUCCUCCUGCUCCCAUCGCCGUCCAGAUCCCAUUCCCAGUCCCAUGCUCCCUGUCCUUUUCCAUUUCUUGUACUCUUGAUCCCUCUCCCAUUCCCAUAUUUGAAUUUCUGUAUUUCCAGUCCCGUUCACAUAUUCCCUGUCCUAAUUCUGUUCUCAUAUUCCCAUUCCCCAUUCCAUUCCCAUCAUGUUAAUCUCCAUCCCAUGUUCUCUCUCCAAUUGCUAUUUCCGUAUUCCCUGUCCCAUAUUUCCAUUUCCAGGUCCUAUUUUCAUUCCUGUUCCCAUGUCUCUGUCCCCAUUCCCAGCCCCUGUCCCCAUUCCCAGCCCCUGUUCCCAACACCAUUCCCAGUUGUUGCAGUGCAUAACACAGAAGUCUCUCUCAGUCCCUACAAGAGAGAACUGAAUGCAAGAAUGAAAUCAAAAUCUUUGAAAAAAUUAAAUUGCAUUAACACACAUGCACAGGGAAUAGAGGUCUAGGUUGUAGUUUGAAGGAUUAGAAAUAUUAAGUUGCAUAGCUAUGAAGUAGAAGUAUAAACAUUAUUGUGACAUAUGUAGAAAUGUGUUUUAAAUGCCUAAAAAGUAAAAGCCAUAAAAUGUAAUACAAAAUACAAAAUUUGCAUUGAUAGCUCAAAAACACAGUUCAAGACAGAAUCAAAAUGUAGUAAGAAUAUUUCUUAUAUUCUUCAGAUAGACUAGAUAGGCCAUGUGCACAAGUUAGAUGUAGACUUGUAUUAGAGAAGCAGAAUUCUAAGAGGUUUAGGAGAAAAGCUUUGGGUUGGUGGUUUGGGCUCAUUGGGUAUUUUGUCAAUAAAAAUCCCUGUCUUGGA